Messenger RNA from Pogona vitticeps (central bearded dragon), 1477 nucleotides. Lineage: Eukaryota; Metazoa; Chordata; Lepidosauria; Squamata; Agamidae. The record is from RefSeq and is a predicted model, not a curated record.
AAGUUGGGUCAUUAUUACGGUCCUGGGCGAUUCUGGAGUGUUUAUCUCCUUUGGAAGCCUAAGAAGUGCGGCACGGAAGAGGGGGAAGGAAGGAAGGGAGGAAGCCCGUGGCCAGCAGCAGACCAGCAUCGAUGGAGACCGGAGCUGCGAACGAGACAGUGCUGUCCGCUGAUUACCUGGAGGAUUUUCUGUUGGAGUUUGACCAAGUGGUCCAGGACUUUGAGAAGGGCCAGCCUUCUCAGUAUGAGCAGUAUCUGGAGGCGCUCAAGAGGAAGACCUCCGCCAGCAUGUACGACAGUGGGAUCGAUGACUCAGAAAGCAACGGCGCGUCUCUGGGCAGUAGCCUGAACACCAGUGAGGAAGACCUCAACACGCCACCCCCUGCAACGGCUUCCUGCUCCAGAGCCAAGCUGGGAGACACCCAGGAGUUGGAGGAAUUCAUUGCCGACCUGGACAAGGCGCUGGCAGAGAUGUGAGCCACUCUGUUCUCCUCUGCUCCAGAUCGGUGUCCAGACUGAAGGACCACCCGGGCUGCUGCUGCACCUCUUACCAUCCCACCCUACGGCCUGGCCAGGCCAGCCUCAGCCAACGUCAGACCCACCCCAGCCCAUCUGAGGCCACACACACCCCCGGCCGUUCUGGAUUCUACAGCAUGUAUGGAUCGCAGACGGUGCUUUCACUGGGCAGCCAGAGGUCAAGGCUUGCGCCUGCCCAGGGUGGGCUUUGGAUCCUCACCACUGACCUCUGUGAAAGCAAGAAGCGAGUGGGAUCCUUCUCGGGACCUUCCGUGGCCUGCGCUCUUAAUUCCACCUGGUUGUUCUCGGGACUCUUGUGACAAUCCUUAAAAAGCACCAACUUCUAAAACUGGAAAGAGGCAUCUGUCUCUUCCCCCCCCCCACAUCCAAGGGUGGGGAAGCCACACGGUAGGAAGGUGAUGGCUCUGAGCCCUUAGUCUCUGGAGAUGGGGGUGGAGGACAGUGAGCCCAGAAGGCAGCUCUGUGGGCCCUCCUGCCCGGCUGCUCUCUUCCGUCCGGCGGGACAAGCUAAACUCCGAGGAAAGGCAGCCAAAGCAAGCCUUGCCCAACCUCCUCUCUCGGCCGCAAGCCUAGGAACUGGGUCUGGAAACAUGCCUUGGGCGUGACUCUGUGCAUGGAAGCGCAUGUGCUCUAGCACAUGGACACGAAGUGUCUUGGAUGUGUCCAGGCUGCCCCGUGGCUUUUCAGGGGGGGCAAGAGGGCUGCAUCUCGGCUCUCUCCGGGGAUAUGAAGGACAAAGGGCCAUGCUGGGCUACAUGCGCAUGCCUGUUAUGCACACCCUUCCCUCCAAGCUGCCGUGACUGGAACGAACCACGGGCCUCUCCCCUCCCUGGGGCUGGAUUUUAAUGUAUAUAUUGUAGAAGAGUAAAGUUGCAUCUGUCCCAUUAUUAUGUUUGUACAUGUAACUAUUUAAAUAAAUGGAGCUUUUGCAGAGAAUUUGA